Mangifera indica (mango) is the source of this 4474-nucleotide messenger RNA. RefSeq lists its product as uncharacterized. Gene Ontology annotation, cellular component: cortical microtubule. The transcript has 7 exons. Gene Ontology annotation, biological process: cortical microtubule organization. The coding region runs from base 626 to 4177 and encodes 1183 amino acids. NCBI's taxonomy places the organism in Eukaryota, Viridiplantae, Streptophyta, Magnoliopsida, Sapindales, Anacardiaceae. The record is from RefSeq and is a predicted model, not a curated record.
AAUUAAAGAAGGGGAGAAAAAAAAAAAAAAUCACACCCAGAGCAAAGAGAAGCCAGGAGAAAAGAAAGAAAGAAACUAAAGCUUGCUGAGGAGGUAAGAAGCAAAUCUGAGCAACAACGAAAACGAGAAGAAGGAGAAGUAAGUUUUUCUUUUUGGAGCAGAGGGGAAUGCUGAAAUAAUGAAUUUCCAUUGAAAGUUUGGAACCGAUCGAUCUAUGGAGUCCUCGAUCUGUGUGCUGGACAAAGCAUUAAAUGCGUUAGAUCCAAGUGUUUGGGUGUGUGGCGACUGUAAUUGCCAUUUAAGUUAUUCAUUUUUUGGCUCGUCAAAUUUGAGAUCUUAAUCGCCUUCUCAACAAGCAUUUAGUUUUCUGUUGAAGAUAUAUUAUUGUACUUCAAUUCAUGGAUUUGGUUAGUAAAAUUGGCAUUAAAUUAGUUCCUUGAACUUGUGGAAGCGGGAAUCUGUGUUCCAGUUGCUGUUUUUUAGUACAGAAGGACUUAAAUUAUUUACCGUGUGAGCUAUAUCAGUUCGUGAAUAUGGGUCACUGGAUUUGGCACAAACGCUGUUUCAUGUUGGAUUAUAAGGAGAGGUUGGAGUUGUGAUUUUUGAAUUAAUUUGGCCGGUGGAGAUGCCUCCUUCUCCGGCAUUGAAAUGUUCUCCUGGGAGGGAGCUAAGAGGGGAGAAUCACAAGCGUGGGCGAAGUAUUGAGAGUGGGUUGCUUUUCAAAGAUAGCGAUGACAAUCUUGCUUUGUUCAAUGAAUUGCAGACCAAAGAAAAGGAGAGUUUUUUGCUUCAGCCUACAGAAGACUUUGAAGAAACCUUUACCACAAAUUUGAGACGCUUUUCAGAUUUCAAGCUUGGAAUUGCAAUUCCAGCUCGAGGAGAGAGUAGUGAGCCGCUUAAUGCAGACGGGGAGAAGAAUGAUUAUGAUUGGUUAUUAACUCCUCCUGACACCCCUCUUUUUCCUUCAUUGGAUGAUGAACCACCACUGGUUAAUGUUGCACGAAGGGGUAGACCACAGAGUCAACCUAUUUCCAUAUCAAGAUCAUCCACUAUGGAGAAGAGUUACAGAAGCAAUAGAGGCAGUGCAAGUCCGAAUCGCUUAAGCCCAUCACCUCGUUCUGGCAAUAAUUCAUUUCAGUCAGCAAGAGGGAGGCCGUCUUCAUCACCUCAUUCCAGUCCAACCCCUGCUUGGCGACCUGCUACUCCCACACGUAGAUCAUCUCCUCCCCCAAGUAAAACCUCAACACAUGCUCCUAGGUCUUUGACUCCAACUCCACAGAGGAUGAAUAUAGGGUCCAGAGGUUCUGUGGCUUCAUCUGUGGUUAGGGGAACUUCACCUAUAAGAACAAGCAGAGGGAACUCUGCUUCUCCAAAAAUAAGGGCAUGGCAGUCAACUGUCCCUGGAUUUUCCCUUGAAGCACCACCCAAUCUUCGUACUUCCUUAGCUGAUCGACCUGCUUCAUAUGUGAGAGGUUCAUCACCAGCAUCCAGAAAUGGGAGGGAUUCAUCUUCAAAAUUUGGCAGGCAAUCAAUGUCUCCAACUGCUUCUAGAAGUGUUAGUUCAUCCCAUAGUCAUGAUCGGGACCGAUUUAGCUCUCAAAGUAAAGGUUCGGUGGCAUCAUCUGGUGAUGAUGAUAUUGACUCUCUACAAUCUGUUCCUAUGGGUAUCUCAGACAGCUCAGUUUCAAGGAGAGUUAGUAGUUUUUCAAAUAACAGAGCUCCAGCCCUUUCUAAGAAAUCCCCUAAAAUGGUGUCUGCAAGUUCUGCUCCAAAAAGAUCCUUCGAUUCUGCUCUUCAUCAAAUGGAUCAUCGAAAGAGCCCCCAAAAUAUGUUCAGACCACUCUUGUCUACUGUCCCCCCCAGUAGCACUUUUUAUGUUGGAAAAGGCAAUUCCGCUAAUCACUCUUUGAUGUCUCGGAAUUCCUCUGUUACAACCAGCAGUAAUGCUAGCUCUGAUCAAGGUACAAUUGUUGCACAUGAUAAUGAAGGCAGUGAUCACCACCAGGAUGAUAUGACUAGUAACCAUGUGAAAGUACCAUAUCUGGAAGUUCAAGAAGAAAGCUUUGCCUUUGAUAAGGUGGAUUCAUUAGAUGAAGAAGUUGAGCAUGAAAGACAUGAUAAGUCAUCUAACCUUCAGCUUGGAGGCUUGGAUAGGGAACCUGCUAUAAAAGGUGAUCGUGAUGCCUUUGAGGAGUUCAGCUACCGUGGUAGUGAUAUGGAAACAAAUCCAACUACUAAUGAUUUGUUUGUCAGGAUUGAUUCUUCUGAAGUGGGUAGUUUCAAUAAUUUAAGACUUUGUUCAACAUGUGGCCUAAGAUAUUGUGUCACUGAACCAGUAGAAGGAGAAAUUUAUCUUUGUCCAGAUUGCAGAAAGCCAAGUGAUCUUGUUGCUGCUGCCAACCAUGAGACAACUAUAUUAGUGGCCGAGAAUUUCUUAAAGUUGUCUAAGAAUAUAUCUGACAAGAAUAAGUCAUCAGAGGAAUUAAAGCCCCCAGUUGUUGUACCUGAAGUGUCAUCACAAGUUUUUGAUUUGGUUGAACCAAGGCUUUCUGGGCAUGAAGAGAAUGCUGAGCAAAGCCACACUUCCUAUUCUGAGCAAAGUGAGAGAUACUCUCAAGAAAAUUCUCUUGCAAGGUCUGUCAUUGAGGGAGGUGAAGAAAAGCUUAAUUACCAGCAAGAGAUUGACCAACCAACUGCUGGCCAUGAUCUACCUGGUGGUAAGGACAAUGGAGGUCAACAACUGCAGCUCUCCAAAGACUAUAUAGAUAGGAAGGUUGACUCUUCAGAGGGUGCUGGCAUUUCCUUACUGCUGAAGAGGUCAAGCAGUAGCAAAGGGCCUGUUUUUCAAGGCAGGACUUUCACUGCUGCUACCAUACCUUAUGAAGAUCUGUCUUGUACAAGGGAUACUGCAAACAGUUUAAGAAGCUCCAUGGGACAUGGAAGUGCAUCUGCACCAUCCUCAGUUGAUUUCAGCUCAUCAAGACAAACCGAGUCUCGUGUACAACGGCAGUUGAGCAGCAGGAAAUCUGACACAGAGAAUCACAGAGAUGAUGUAAAUACAAAGCCUCAAAGCAUGGGAUUGUCUUUAUCUGGAAGUUCAAGCCAUAAUUAUCAGGCUUUUGGUCUUGAAAGAAGCAUAAAAGAUAUUUCAGUGAGCAAUAUGAAAUACAAUGAUGUAGAAGGGUCACCUGUCACUUUUCAAUCUGAACUGAUAUCUUCAGAAUAUAAAGAGGCAGGUGUCACUUAUACUUCAGUUCCUGAGGAAGGCAAUUUGGGAUGUAAUGAAAGUACUAGAACAAUGGAUGCUGCUACCUCAGAAUUGAAAAGCCAUAUGGCUAGCUGUCACUGUGAGCAAAAUUCAGCAGCAUCCUUUCCAAAUUAUGAAGAACAUUUAUCAUAUGAAAAUGGAGAAGACAUUCCAGAUCAUACAAGGAGUCUCUCUGAUGUAGAAGUAUCAGUUAAUACUCCAGAGUCUUCUGAUGAGGAAGAACAUACCCUGCUGAAUUCUAGCCAUGAUGCAGUGGAUAUAGCAGAAGCUCCUGGUCAAAUCUCUUUGAUGACAAUAACACAAAUAGAAAUUGAGAAAAAAUUUCAAAGUUCCCAUAGUCCACAGAGUGGAGAUGUCUCUCCCACGUCAAUAAGCAUCAUCAAUGAAUUUCAGGAACCAUCUGUUCGUCUACCUUCAGAUAAUGAUAUGUCAACUGUUCCAGAGUCCAGCCCCACAGAUAAUGCAUAUGGCAUUUUAGAGGAGUCAAUUAUUCUGGUAGAGUCUCAGGGAGGAAGCAAGGCAAGAAGCCUGACGCUAGAAGAGGCAACGGAUGCAAUACUUUUUUGCAGCUCCAUAGUCCAUGAUAUGGCCUUUCGGGCUGUAACCUUAGCAAUAGAGAAGGAAAGCUCAGUGCCAGUGGAAGGUUCCUGGCCGACAGUAACAAUAUUGGGGAAAUCUAGUUCUGAUAGAAAGAACCAACGAGGCAGGACUGCUGGUAAACACACUUCAAAAUCCCAAAAAGCAAGGCAGAGGCGGGUAGAAACGAAUGCAAAAUUACCCCCCUCUAGUGAGACUGAAAACGAUGAGAAUGCAGAUGUGUCUGUGAUUCGUAACGUUGGGCUUCCUAAUAAGGUGGAUAGCAUGGAGCCUCCAAAGCUGGAAUCCAAGUGCAAUUGCACGAUAAUGUGAAAGUCUUUCAUUCAAACCAUGUUGUUGUGUUGGUCCCUCCAGCCUUACAUAUAUUUGGGGAGGGGAUGCUGCUGAGAUGAAGAAUGGUUGUAGUUUUAUUGGUUUUGUGUUUGAAGGGCUGUUUGGAUAAUUGGCAAUUGGUUUUUGUUGGUUCAAAAUUUAUUUGUAAAGAACUCCACUGGUUGGUGGCAUAAUUGUAAAUUUGUAUUAUCAUUGGGCCGGUGAUAUUAGUGAGAGGCACUGGAGAGGGUGGUGUUUGGUCCAAACAUCAAUUUCAAGUGCUCCUACUUCGUUAUA